Molecule: messenger RNA, 1440 nt
Organism: Microdochium trichocladiopsis
Lineage: Eukaryota; Fungi; Ascomycota; Sordariomycetes; Xylariales; Microdochiaceae
Product: peptidase family M48-domain-containing protein
Exons: 2
Coding region: 1-1440 (479 amino acids)
Biological process (GO): CAAX-box protein processing
Cellular component (GO): endoplasmic reticulum membrane
Molecular function (GO): metalloendopeptidase activity
Source: RefSeq, a predicted model, not a curated record
AUGGAGCACCUCACGGUUCACCUGCAGCGCCUCGAGCAAUUGCUUGAGCGGCCGCUCUUCCUGUGGAAGAAGCAUGUCCCACCGUUGCAGCGCAUUGCCGACUACCUCGACCGACCCCUCUUCCCGUGGAAGAAGCUCGUCAUUGGCUUCUCGCUCUCUCAGUUCUGCUUUGAAUCCUUCCUUCUCCUCCGCCAGUACCGCGUCCUCCGCAACAAGAAACCGCCCAAGGUCCUCCGCCAGGAGGUCUCCCAAGACGUCUACGACAAGAGCCAGGCCUACGGUCGUGCCAAGGCCAAGUUCACCUUCUUCAGCGGUCUCUACGGUCAAAUCCAGAAUGUUGCCUUCAUCCACUAUGAUGUCCUUCCAAAGCUUUGGGCAUGGACAGGCGAUCUGCUCUUGCGAUACGCUCCCGCGCGGUUCACGGGCGAAAUAAGCCACUCCAUCGUCUUCGUCCUCACAUUCACUGUCGUUACUCAACUGCUAUCCCUACCUGUCAAUCUCUACCACACGUUUGUCCUCGAGGAGAAAUUCGGUUUCAACAAGCAGACACCCAAGUUAUUCUUCAUGGACAUCCUCAAGACCAACAUGUUGACCGUGGUUCUCGCUCCGCCGAUUCUUGCCGGUUUCCUCAGCAUCGUCCAGCGCACAGGCACUCAGUUCUUCUACUACCUCUGGAUGUUCACCGCCGGCCUCCAGAUGUUCAUGAUCACUGUCUACCCUAUCUUCAUCCUGCCAUUGUUCAACAAGCUGUCCCCUCUCGAGGAGGGCAAGCUCAAGAGAUCUACGGAGAAACUCGCCGCCAAGCUCAAGUUCCCGCUCAGAGAGCUCUUCGUCAUUGACGGUAGCAAGCGCAGCGCCCACAGCAACGCCUAUUUCUUUGGUCUCCCCUGGAAGAAGCACAUUGUCAUCUACGACACGCUGAUCGAGAAGAGCAGCGAGGAAGAGGUCGUCGCAGUUCUCGCUCACGAACUGGGUCACUGGAAGCUCGGCCACACCACCAGUCUUUUCGCCAUCUCGCAGGCCCAUGUCUUCUACAUCUUCCUCCUGUUCUCCAUCUUCAUCAACAACAACUCGCUGUACCGCGACUUUGGCUUUGGCAGACAGCACCCCAUCAUCAUCGGCUUCAUUCUCUUCUCCGAUAUUCUGGCUCCCAUGGAUUGCGUUAUCAAGCUCCUGAUGAACAUCAUGAGCCGGCGCUUUGAGUUCCAGGCCGACAAGUUCGCCCUUGGCCUCGGGUACAGAGCUGAGCUCGCUGCCUCGCUCAUCAAGCUCCAGGUGCAGAACCUAAGCACCAUGGAGGCUGAUUGGAUGUAUGCCAGCUACCACUUCUCGCACCCGAUCCUGUCGGAGCGCCUCCGCGCUCUUGGCUGGAGUCCGUCAGGUAGGGUGUCCAAGCACAAGGACGACAAGCACGGCAGCUCUACUGGCGUCGAUCUAUAG